CUCAGCUUACGAACAUCUCGUACUGGGAGCCCCACCAUGGCAGCUUUAUUGUCGCCCUCUCCAGCUGCGAAAAAGCUGCUGGAUAUCGCGAAUUGUCUCCAAAUCGUGUGAUCAGUCUCGAAUUUCCUUCGUGACGUCACAAGGGGCAUCUAGGAAAGAAGGGAAGCUCAAUCAGCAUGGCUGCUCGCGUCAAGGAAGUGCUCAAGCGCUACGGCCGCACCGCCUUCCUCUUCCACUCGACAGUCUUUGCUUCAACGCUCGCGGGCUCGUACGCUGCCAUCAAUCAGGGCAUUGAUCUACAGGCGAUUGCCAAGCGCGUCCCCUUCGUGGACCUGUCCAGUAUCGACCCAGAUGCUGGCACGCUGGCACUCGCCUACUUAUCGACCGUAGCGACGGGCCCGGCCCGAGGUGCGCUCACUAUCGCCGCGUCGCCCAUUCUCGCGCGUCUGCUGGCCCGUAGCCGCCAGCUCACUAAAAUGUAGAAGAGAAGCAGUAUUUCAGCAGCUUAAUGCACCUUCUUACCUUCCUUUUA
Molecule: messenger RNA, 532 nt
Organism: Phytophthora nicotianae INRA-310
Lineage: Eukaryota; Oomycota; Peronosporomycetes; Peronosporales; Peronosporaceae
Exons: 1
Coding region: 177-482 (101 amino acids)
Cellular component (GO): mitochondrion
Source: RefSeq, a predicted model, not a curated record